AAGACAAUUUAUGCUUUAUCAGAAUAAAGCAUGUCAACAUGUAUAAAGUGUUUGCAGACAGUGAAACUAAAUUUGAAUACAAUCAACAUUUUAAAUUUGCUUUUUAACUGAUGCCAGACAAAAAAAAACUAAUAUUCCAGUGUUAAUGAGACAUUUUAUAUCAAGUUAUUUGGUUUUACACAAUAAAAAGUUAAAUCUCUCCAGUAAUUUGAUUAAGUACUCUGCUAAUUAGUAGUAAGUGAGGUAACACACAAAUGACACAAAUCUGUGUUUAUGAUGAAGAUGAGCAUUAGAUUAAGUCAUAUUGGAGCACGAGAUCAGAUCAAGAGUCUGUUUGCCGUGUUUCAUCAGAUGAAUUUUAAUUCUGUCUGGAUCGGUUCUGUAGUUUUAAUCAGUCUGAUCCCUGUUACACAGCUCUGGGAUACAAACUCACUCUGCUGAUGGUGCUGGACACGAGUGAAUAUGACCUGAAGAUACACAAGAGAAUAAACAACGACAUAGAUGAUCCAGUUUGUAGAGUAAAACAUGGCACGAUGAGGAUGACUGAAUGUGAUCUUUAUAAUAACAGACCUGAAGUGACAGUCAUUAAUGGGAUUCUGAUAAUAAACCGUGUGAUCAGAGCAGAUUCAGGGAUUUACAGAUUAAUUCUCACUGAUCACUCAUGGACCACAGUAACAUCUGGAGAUCUUCAAGUGAUUGUUGAAGCUCCUAUUGGCUCAGUGGAAGUGUCAAUCAUCUGCUCCUCCAGUGGGGUGAUGAGGGUGUUCUGCUCCUCUGAGGGGGAUCAGCUCCUCUACAGCUGGACUCUGAAUGGAGAUCCACUGAUGGAUGGAAACAGCAGCAUUGAUCUGGAUGAGAGAACUGAUGGAAACAUCAGCUGCAGCGUGAAGAACCACGUCAGUCACGCACAGAAGACCAUUAGACUCAAACCCUGUCCUGCUCAUCUCAGGACUUCUCGACCAAUCAUCGUGGAGAAUGACUCUCAUGAGCACAAGUUAACAUUCCUGCCGCACUUAGUGUCUGUGGUGUUUGUGCUGGUCUGGUGUUUCCAGCUGAUGGUUCUGUUGGGUCUGUUAGGAGCUUUUCACAUCUACAUGAGACACACGUCAGGAGAGAAACAGGAAGAUCAGAAAGUGAGGAUGAGAAGAUUUAGAGAAGGACAUGAACACACAGCAGAAGAUUCAUGAGAGCAGCAGCAGAUCAUCACAUCUAUGAGAAAUGACUUCAUAAUCUCACCAAUUCUUACAUUAAUUCAGCUUUCAGCUGUCGAAUAAAACCAGGAGACAGAAGCUUAUAAAAUCGACACUGAUCUUUACAUGUGUUUAUUUCUUGUAGAGUAUGUUGAUGUGUUUCUGGACUUUGUGAGCAUUAUUUCUGUCAGGUAAUCAGAAAUGAACGAAUUAAACCAGACUGACUACACAUUCAUUAGUCUUUAUGCUUUGAAUGAACUAGCAGUAUUUUGGUUUUAUUACAUGGAACACCUUUUUUCAUUCAUGAUAAAACUCUUCUGGCAGAUUGUGAAGUUAUUCUUUGUGUUUGUUUUCCACAUCUGGAGUUAUUUUAUAUUUCUGCUUCUGCUGUCUCAUUUAGUAUCUGUAUCUUCAUUUACAGUGUCUGAUCAGAUGUUUUAACUGUUCAAAUCUGUUCCUCUUGAUCUGUGUCUCAGUUUUAGGUUGUCACUGUUAAAAUAAUAUUAAAUGUGAUCUGGACAACGUUUUCACUGGGUUUCACUGAUUUGUUUUGCUUUGUUUUAAUUUUAGGCUCCACAUCACAAAUGCAUUUCAGACACCAUUUCUAUUGUAUUAUAUUGCA
Molecule: messenger RNA, 1812 nt
Organism: Onychostoma macrolepis
Lineage: Eukaryota; Metazoa; Chordata; Actinopteri; Cypriniformes; Cyprinidae
Exons: 6
Coding region: 441-1187 (248 amino acids)
Source: RefSeq, a predicted model, not a curated record